Messenger RNA from Suricata suricatta (meerkat), 1728 nucleotides. RefSeq names its product dihydrouridine synthase 2 (gene DUS2). The record is from RefSeq and is a predicted model, not a curated record. Gene Ontology annotation, cellular component: cytoplasm. Gene Ontology annotation, molecular function: tRNA binding; tRNA dihydrouridine synthase activity. Lineage: Eukaryota; Metazoa; Chordata; Mammalia; Carnivora; Herpestidae. The transcript has 13 exons. Bases 14 to 1390 code for a protein of 458 amino acids. Gene Ontology annotation, biological process: tRNA dihydrouridine synthesis.
CAACAGAGGAGGAAUGAUUGAACACAGCCUGUCACUGUGCUACCACAACAAAGUCAUCUUAGCCCCUAUGGUUCGGGUAGGCACUCUCCCAAUGCGGCUGCUGGCCCUGGACUAUGGGGCAGACAUUGUGUACUGCGAGGAGCUGAUUGACCUCAAGAUGCUUCAGUGCAAGAGAGUUGUUAAUGAGGUGCUGAGUACAGUGGACUUUGUUGCCCCCGAUGACCGAGUAGUCUUCCGCACCUGCAAAAGGGAACAGAGCAGGGUUGUCUUCCAGAUGGGAGGAAUGGGAGCUGCUCUGCUAUCAGACCCUGACAAGAUUGAGAAGAUCCUCAGCACUCUUGUUAAAGGGACUCACAGACCUGUGACCUGCAAGAUUCGCAUCCUGCCCUCGCUGGAAGAUACCCUGAGCCUUGUGAAGCGGAUAGAAAGGACUGGCAUUGCUGCUGUCGCAGUUCAUGGGAGAAAGCGGGAAGAAAGACCCCAGCACCCUGUAAGCUGUGAAGUCAUCAGAGCCAUUGCUGAAACCCUCUCCAUUCCUGUCAUAGCCAACGGAGGAUCUCACGACCACAUCCAAGAAUAUUUGGACAUAGAGGACUUUCGAAGAGCCACGGCAGCCUCUUCAGUGAUGUUGGCUCGAGCCGCCAUGUGGAACCCAUCCAUCUUCCUCAAGGAGGGUCUGCGGCCCCUGGAGGAGGUCAUGGAGAAGUACAUCCGAUAUGCCGUGCAGUAUGAAAACCACUACACCAACACCAAGUACUGCCUGUGCCAGAUGCUACGAGAACAGUUGGAGUCGCCCCAGGGAAGGUUGCUCCAUGCUGCCCAAACUUCCCAGGAAAUUUGUGAGGCCUUUGGCCUUGGUGCCUUCUACGAGGAGACGACACGAGAGCUGAAUGCCCGGCGGGCUGAGUUCUUGGCCAGGACCCCUGAGGCAGUGGAGGAGCCAGCUGAAGACACCUCUGGUAUCAUUAAGAUGGCUGUCAAGUUUGACCGGAGAGCAUACUCACCCCAGAUCACCCCCAAGAUGUGUCUGCUGGAGUGGUGCCGGAGGGAGAAGUUGGCGCAGCCUGUGUAUGACACGGUUCAGCGCCCCUUGGAUCGCCUCUUCUGCUCUGUUGUGACUGUUGCUGAGCAAAAGUACCAGUCCACGUUGUGGGACAAGUCUAAGAAAUUGGCAGAGCAGGCUGCAGCCAUUGUCUGUCUGCGGAGCCGGGGCCUCCCUGAAGGUCGUCUGGGUGAAGAGAGCCCUUCUUUGCACAAGCGCAAACGGGAAGCUCCUGAUCAAGAUCUUGGAGGUUCCAGAGCUCAGGAGCCAGCAGUGCCUGGGAAGCUGUGCAAGAAACCCUUUGUGGCCUUGGGAAGUGGUGAAGAGAGCCGCCUGGAAGGCUGGUGACCAUUGUCCCUACCUUGGCCACCCCCUCUAGGGGCCUGGCCGUAAGUUGGCUGUGGGUGCAAAGCAUGAACCAGAUGCCAUUGGACAAUUUGCUGACUGUUCCUGGCAGGAGUUAAGAGGUCCUGGCCUGGGCCAUCAGCCUGGAGCACAAAGAGUUCCUGGCCUGGGCCAUCAGGCUGAACCAAAGAGUUCCUAGGGUGCACAUCUUCCUUGGUGGAUCUGAGUAGCAGGGCCAAGUUCCCAGUGACCUCAGUAUUUUCUUUGAAAACAGGAAGUUUUUGGGUGGUACCUCCUCAACGUGACAUUGGUACAGUGCAAUAAAGACACCUCUACCCUUA